Messenger RNA from Torulaspora globosa, 759 nucleotides. It is a transcript of the gene UTP11, whose product is annotated as rRNA-processing protein UTP11. The record is from RefSeq and is a predicted model, not a curated record. Bases 1 to 759 code for a protein of 252 amino acids. NCBI's taxonomy places the organism in Eukaryota, Fungi, Ascomycota, Saccharomycetes, Saccharomycetales, Saccharomycetaceae. Gene Ontology annotation, biological process: rRNA processing. The transcript has a single exon. Gene Ontology annotation, cellular component: nucleolus; small-subunit processome.
AUGGCCAAACUUGUGCAUAAUGUUCAGAAGAAGCAGCAUAGGGAGAGAUCCCAACUCACUAGACGCUCGAGGCUUGGUUUUCUCGAAAAGCACAAGGAUUAUGUGAAACGUGCACAGGACUACCAUAAGAAAGAGAAUACCAUCAAGAUUCUGCGGGCUAAGGCUAAGGAGAGAAACCCUGACGAGUACUACCAUGCGAUGACUUCAAGAAAAGUGGAUGCCAGUGGUCUUCUACACACUUCUCGUCGCGGACGCGACGAGGACUCAACCCUUAGUAUGGAUCAAGUCAAGCUAUUGAAGACCCAGGAUAGCAACUACGUGAGAACUUUGCGACAGAUGGAGAAGAAUAAGCUGGAAAAGAAAUCGAAGGAGCUUAUGUUUGAAUCAAAGGGAAAACACACAAUAUUUGUCAACGAUCGCCAGGAAAUGGAGGAUUUCACACCCGAAAAGUAUUUCAACACAACGACAAGCAUGGUGAAUAGGCGAGAAAAUAGACUAACCAAAGAUCAACUGAUGUCGAGUCAAGUGGCGAGUAUCGUACCAGACCCUUCAGCAAUCAUGCCAAGGGAAUCUCUAAACAAGAAAAAAUUGAAGAAGUUCAAAGCCAUAGAAGGUCAUCUUGAAAGAGAAAGCAAACUGAGUGCGGUACAACAAAGAAUGGACCUUCAAAGGGAAGUCAUGAAAAAGGGUUCCAAGAAGAAGAUAUCAGACUCAAAUGGGAAUAUUUGCUUCAAAUGGAAGAAACAGCGCAAAAGGUAG